AUGGACAUUUUUCCAGAGCUGGCAUAUCGAAUAACAAAUCCUCUUUUUCGCCAUCUAAGAAAAGACGGAAGAAAAAUGGAAAUUUAUGAGAAGGUGAAAUUUGAAACUUUAAAAAAAAAAUUUUUGUUUUCUAUUUUUAAAAAUAAAGAACUUUGUUUUUUCCAGGCAGAGGCGUAUUGGUGUCAGGCGAGUCAAGAUGUUGAUGGGAUGUUGGGUGGCUUUGCAAAAUUGCACGCUCCAGAUAUAGCCGUAUCUCGUGUGUUCUUGAGCAAUCUGAAAAAGAAGGUUGAUUUUUGCCCCUGCAAAAUAAUAUAUUGCCUUACAUUAGAUGCCUGGCCAAUCUUGAUUUUAAUUAAAUCCGCUUUAUUUUCCAAAACAUACACACAUCUAUUUACACAAUGAUGAUUUCUUUUAGAAAAAAUAGAAGAGAUGACUAAUCCAGGGACCCUUUUUCUUCCAGAAUCUUCUUCAAUCCACUGAUUAUGCUCUAGAUUGUGGUGCCGGAAUCGGUCGAGUCACCAAACAUCUUCUAAUGCCAAUGUUCGCCAAAGUGGACAUGGUUGAUGUGAUACAAGAUCUGAUCACAAAAUCCGAUGAAUAUAUUGGAACUUCAGAGGGUGUUGGUGAAAAAUUUGUGGAGGGUUUACAAAACUUUGCGCCGCCUGAAAAACGUUAUGAUUUGAUAUGGAUACAAUGGGUUUCGGGACAUCUAACCGAAGAGGAUUUGAUCAGUUUUUUCGAGCGAUGCAAGGUAUAAAAUACUUUGUUCUAUAAAAUUUUAAUGAAAACAUUUUUUUAACAGGAAGGAAUCAAACCAGACGGCUGCAUUGUUUUGAAAGAUAACAUCGUUGGAGGCGAUAAAACACUUUUUGAUGAUGAAGAUCACAGUUGGACUAGAACCGAGGUAUUUCACACGCUCUCCUUACUUGAAAACAUCUUAACCUGAAAAAAUUUCAGCGCGAGUUGCUGAAAGUUUUCAAAGACGCCAAGCUGGAAAUCGUCUCGAAAAGUUUGCAAACCGGAUUUCCUCACGAUAUGUAUCCAGUGAAAAUGUACGCGUUGAAGCCUGCAAAAUAA
Molecule: messenger RNA, 1077 nt
Organism: Caenorhabditis angaria
Lineage: Eukaryota; Metazoa; Nematoda; Chromadorea; Rhabditida; Rhabditidae
Source: the annotation of a GenBank genome assembly